AAAAGCUUGCUGAACCGUCGUCGUAUUCUGGAUUUCAAGACUGUGUUUGUCAGCGAGGGAAUACCGGGAGCGGAGUCAGACCCCAGUGUACAAGAUAAGGAGAAAGAGCUGGAUCCAUUCACCUAUGACUAUGAGAGCCUCAGGAUUGGAGGACUGGUGUUUGCAGUGGUGCUCUUUGCUCUGGGCAUCCUCCUCAUUCUUAGUCGAAGAUGUCGUUGCAGCAUCAACCAGAAACCAAGGGUCCCUUGCGAUGAGGAGGCACAGGCAGAGAACCUGAUCAUCACCAAGGCCUCAGCAACCACAGAGACCCCCAAAGAGGAGAACUGAAGACUUCACACCUGACCUUUGACCCCUGAACCCAACCCCUGACCCCCCAAAAAAACAGCUGUCGGCUUUUGAAUCACUACCUGCUUACAGUUUACCUACCUACCCACGCUAACCACACCACACACGUACACACCUGGCACACCACACACACACAUACACACACACACAUACACACCAUAUGCCACACACAUUGAAAGAUGGGUUACAUGAUGUAGGAUAUGAUGGUGACGAUGAUGAAUGUAACUACUGUAAAGGUAGGAGAGAGAGAUGGUUAAGGAGGAAGGAGGGAUGGAGGAGAGGAGGGAUAGAGGAGGAAUGGAGAAACUGUGUACAUACAUCUCUAGUCUGUUGUGUGCUCUGUGACUGUGCCAGUGUCCCAGUACUCCUGUCUAUACUUUGUUACCGUGCCUUUUUGCAACACUCUGUCUACAGCUUGUUGUCUUAGCCUACACCACCCUCUGCUGAUUGUGUCAAUAUCCUAGUUCUCCAGAGAACCGCCAAUGGUGUCAAUGUUAUCUGUAUUUAGAAUACCUUGUGUUUCUGUUGUCUUUCGGUUCUGGAGGUUAGCUGGUGUUUUGUUUGCAAGUUGUUGUUCUUGUUGUUGUCACAAUCUUGUAACUCUUUGUCUUUAUAUUGUUCCCACCUGCACUAAAUAAAGUAUAUAUAGAGAGUAAUUAUAUAUAUAUUAUUUAGGACAAUGUCGGUAGGGGUUAUGAGUGUGUGUGUGUUUUAGAUGUUUGACUGUAUGUAAGAGAUAGGGGUAGGAAGGUAAGGAUUGUCUGUGUGUGUGUGUGUGCCCUCUAAGGCAGACUGUGGUUGGAGGAUUCGCCACAUACUAGUGCCACAAACCCAUGUUUGCUUAUUAUGUUCUUAAGGUUUAGGUAGCCUGUUGUGUAAUAAAUCUAACGGCCAAUAGCAUCUCACAGUUUUGCAUGACUCAACAGUGUAGUUGAUGGAAGAAUGUGUGUGUGUAAGUGUGUGCGUGCUCACAAGAUUUGCAAUUCACAUUCACAUGCGUAGCAGGGUCAUGAUAAAGGGAGUGGACAUGUAUCUCCACCUGUAUCUAAAGUGCAAUGAAGACUCAGCCUCCUGAACAACUAGCUACUCUGGUCAACCAGUGCACAAGGCUGUUUACUGUAGCUGAAUUUUGUGCUUUUCACCCUGUAAAUAAAGUGUC
This is a messenger RNA of Hypomesus transpacificus, 1504 nucleotides long. RefSeq names its product FXYD domain containing ion transport regulator 6 (gene fxyd6). The record is from RefSeq and is a predicted model, not a curated record. The transcript has 7 exons. NCBI's taxonomy places the organism in Eukaryota, Metazoa, Chordata, Actinopteri, Osmeriformes, Osmeridae. Gene Ontology annotation, biological process: regulation of sodium ion transmembrane transporter activity. The annotation marks the transcript as partial. Gene Ontology annotation, cellular component: membrane. Gene Ontology annotation, molecular function: sodium channel regulator activity.